CUCUCUCCUAUAAAUGCCCUAAGACUUCCAAGCUGUGAUCUUCUUCUUUUUCUCCUUCCUCUCUCUAUCUUGCUCGCUCCGCUGAAGCUUUUCACGGGUUUUUUCAGUCUCCCUUCCUCCUAGGGUUUUUCGUUUAUUCUCCCCAUCUCCGUCUUCUCUUCACAGACGAUAUAGAGUCGAGAUCCAUAUCCAGAUUUAGGAGCUUCCUGUUGAAGUUUGAAGGUAUAUUUCAGUCUUCGGAAGAACUAGUUUUCUGCUUAAAUGUUUACCCGCCUGCUAUAAAUGCUUUAUAGCUAUGAGAAGAUUUCAGGAAGCGUGUGCUUAAUGGACUGCACCCCUAAUUGCAAAGACAAGAAAAGUCUGAAGAGGUGGUUCUUCAUUGAUAAAAUGGUUGGGUAGAUAAUUCAGUAGUCAAACAAAAGCAUAGGAAGCAGCUGCUGUUAAUUUUGAACUUGACAUCAUACUUUAAAGUUUUGAAGAUUCCAAAGUGGUCUGGCUCCAUGGAUUUGAAACCUAACCUUAAUUCCCCCGUUCUAGCUGAUCAAGUCCCUGUGAAAAUGUCAAGUCUAGGCAGAUCGGCUACUUCGGCACCUUACUGGGCAUCAUUUUCUUCUGAUCUCCAUUUAAUCAUUCCCAAACGAAGAACUUUUCCUAACAAGCUUGAUGAUGUCCGUACUUCUGGCUGGCUGGAUGCCAUGAAAGCAUCAUCGCCUCCUCGUAAAAAGAUCAACAAGGAUAUUAACUUUGAUACCGCUUCUGAAGAAGCUGAUGCACUGUAUCUCUCUUGGCUGAAGAUCUAUCCUUCAGCUAUAUCAUCGUUUGAGAAAAUCACAAAUUAUGCCAAGGGCAAAACAGUAGCUCUGUUCUUGGAUUAUGAUGGGACUCUUUCUCCUAUUGUGGACAAUCCUGAACAUGCUUUUAUGUCAAGUGCGAUGCGCACCGCAGUUAAAAAUGCUGCCGGUUAUUUUCCAACAGCCAUAAUAAGUGGAAGGAGUCGUGAUAAGGUUCACGGAUUUGUUGGGCUAAAUGAACUCUAUUAUGCUGGUAGUCAUGGUAUGGACAUAAUUGGCCCGGUUAAAGAUUCUAAACGUGUCUCUAACCAGCCAAAUACCAUUCGUUCUACGGAUGAACAGGGAAAAGAAGUAAACUUGUUCCAACCUGCAAGUGAGUUUCUACCCAUGAUCGAUGAGGUUUUUAGAUCGCUCAUCAAGAAUACAAAGGACAUUUUAGGCUCAAAAGUUGAAAACAACAAAUUUUGUGUCUCUGUACAUUAUCGCCUGGUUGAUGAGAAGAGUUGGGAUCUGAUUGCCCAGCGAGUUCUUGAUAUUAUAAAAAAUUAUCCUCGGCUACGACUAACUUACGGACGGAAGGUUUUAGAAAUCCGCCCUGUUAUAGACUGGAACAAAGGGAGAGCUGUUGAAUUCUUGCUCGAGUCCCUGGGACUAAAUGAUCGUGAUGAUGUUCUUCCAAUAUAUGUUGGAGAUGAUCGAACCGAUGAAGAUGCUUUCAAGGUCUUAAGAGUAGGAGGCAAAGGCUUUGGCAUUUUGGUUUCUUCAGUACCUAAAGAAACUAAUGCCUAUUAUUCACUGAGAGAACCUUUAGAGGUCAUGGAUUUCCUUAUAUCCUUAGUGAGGUGGAAGAAGGCUGAAAUGGCGACACAUUGAUUUGUUUGAUUUUUUUUUUUUAAGUUCCUGUAAUCUAUUAUUAUUAAUAAAAGAUGAGUGAGCGUAUCAAGGCUUUCAUUUCUAGUCCGAUUAUCUUUGUUGGUUAUUUUAGUGAAGGGAUGAAAGGUAGUCAUUAGUGUUUUUGGGGCUUAAGCCAUCAUAAUAUAUCGUGCUCAUUGUAAUUUUAGUUUUGUUAUUUAUUUCCUUAAACGCUGGUUUCUUUGUAAUAAUUCUUUAUUAUUAUUAUUAUUUUUUCAAUCUA
Molecule: messenger RNA, 1926 nt
Organism: Dendrobium catenatum
Lineage: Eukaryota; Viridiplantae; Streptophyta; Magnoliopsida; Asparagales; Orchidaceae
Product: probable trehalose-phosphate phosphatase F
Exons: 12
Coding region: 501-1664 (387 amino acids)
Biological process (GO): trehalose biosynthetic process
Molecular function (GO): trehalose-phosphatase activity
Source: RefSeq, a predicted model, not a curated record